AUGAUUGAACAGUAUCUUUGCAUUCUUCAACGUACAACUUGUUUUGUCCGGCAAUCGACUCGACAUGCUCGGGUGCAAUGGCAUGCGCGUGCUUCAUUAUCAACCACCUCUCCUGUUUGCCGAUCUCUCACUCAAAAGCACCGAGGUAUACCAGCCUUGACCGCUGCACGGAUACGAACACAAAAGCCAACAUUAUCAUGGGCGAAAAGAGUGUUACAGGCAAGACUCAAAGCAUUUCGCAGCAAUGGCAUGCUACAAAAGAAAGCAGCUGGCAUGGGUAUCCGCGGCAAGUUGCACAAACAACUAUCCAGUGAAUUCGUCGCAGAGGCCCUUGAAGGGAAUGUGGAAGGAUGUAAUGCAAAAGCUGUUCUUGAAGGCUACAAUCCGGAUGAAGGCAUUGCAUCCAUCGAUCGUGUCCUCUUGACAUCAUUCUACAAUUAUGCCGAGCCGCAUUUACCCGAGCAUAUUCAAGAAAGUCUUCGUUCCUUAAAGCAAGUGAGUGAUUUAAGGUUUCCUGCAGAAUGGUUUCCCGAAGCACGACAAAUGCAAAGGAAGAUCAUCAUGCAUGUGGGCCCUACCAACAGCGGCAAAACGUAUCAUGCAUUACGUCGACUUGCCGAAGCCAAAUCGGGUGUCUAUUGCGGUCCCUUGCGUUUAUUGGCACAUGAAGUGUUUCAAAAGAUGAACACGGGUGGCGUGGAAUGCAAUUUAUUGACUGGCGAGGAAAAACGACAAGUAUCACCGACAGCAGCGCUGACAAGUUCAACGAUUGAGAUGGUCAACGUACACAAACCAUUGGAGGUGGCGGUGAUUGAUGAAAUUCAAAUGAUUGCUGAUCCACAACGAGGAUGGGCUUGGACACAAGCAUUGUUGGGUUUGCCUGCCAAGGAGAUUCAUUUGUGUGGUGAAGCAUCGGCAGUGCCAUUGGUGAAGGAUAUUUGCGAGGAUCUUGGUGAUCACGUGGAGGUCAAUGAAUACAAGCGCUUGACACCCGUCAAUGUGGUCAAGUAUGCCCUCAACAAUGAUUGGACAAAGAUUCGCAAGGGCGAUUGUGUGGUCACCUUUUCACGCGGCCAUAUUUUCGAUAUCAAGCAAAAGAUCGAACUCGAGACUGGAUUGAAAUGUGCUGUCGUAUAUGGUGGUUUGCCUCCAGAAUUACGUGCAUUACAAGCGCAAACAUUCAACGACCCUGAAAGCCCUGUUAAUGUGCUUGUGGCUUCGGAUGCAAUUGGCAUGGGACUCAACUUAAACAUCAAGCGUAUUGUAUUUGCCACGGUUCAAAAGUUUGAUGGAAAGGCACAACGCUACAUUACAUUCCCCCAACUCAAGCAAAUUGGUGGUCGUGCUGGACGCUUUGGUACAGCUUAUGCAUCAGGAGAAAUUACAACACUCAAUCCUGCCGAUUUAUCCUAUGUUCAAGAAGCCAUGAAUUCACCCACUCAAAUGCUUACUUCAGCAGGCCUUCAACCAACAAUCGACAUCAUUGAACUUUUCGCCCUUCAGAUGCCUAAUGACCGGUUCUCGACCUUGCUGCAACGGUUCCAAGAUCUCGCAACCGUGAGUGGUACCUACUUUUUGUGCAACUUGGAUGAUACAAAGGUUUUGGCAGAUGCCAUCGAUCAUAUUUCAUUGGAUUUACGUGACAGGUACCAGCUGGUCAUGGCACCUGUACCAACCCGCAAACCAAAGUGCGUGGCAACCUUUCAAGAGAUGGCACAAAAGUUUAGCCAAGAUGAAUCCUGUGAGCUCGAGCAGUUUGUUGAGUUGCCUGAGAAGCCACCACGCACACCAGAAGGCUUGAAUGACUUGGAGAAUUCGCACAAGAUUAUCAUGCUUUACAUGUGGUUAAGCCUUCGAUAUCCUCACAUCUUCACCACAGCACAAGAACAAGGAUUGGAAUUGAAGGAGAAAUGUGAAUCUUUGAUUGAUACUUCGCUCCAAGAGCAAAAUACACAAAAGCUAUUACAUGCUCACCACGCUGCCGGCAAUAAACGACUUCCAGACAACAAACACAAAGCUGCUAGACGACCUAGAGCCGACAACCCCAACAAAAAACGACGAACUUCAGGAAAGAAGCAUUACGACACCAAAGCAUAG
Messenger RNA from Lichtheimia ornata, 2097 nucleotides. RefSeq lists its product as uncharacterized. Gene Ontology annotation, molecular function: hydrolase activity, acting on acid anhydrides; ATP binding; RNA helicase activity. Gene Ontology annotation, biological process: RNA catabolic process; mitochondrial RNA 3'-end processing. Bases 1 to 2097 code for a protein of 698 amino acids. NCBI's taxonomy places the organism in Eukaryota, Fungi, Mucoromycota, Mucoromycetes, Mucorales, Lichtheimiaceae. Gene Ontology annotation, cellular component: mitochondrial degradosome. The transcript has 11 exons. The record is from RefSeq and is a predicted model, not a curated record.